UUUGCUUUCCACCUGUCUUUUCAAAGGACACAAAGAAACUCGCAACCACACUGGCUUAGCGUCCUCUAAACUGUUAUCAGUUCAGCUUGUAUUCUUGGCCACUUUUAAAACACUUAGGUUUGACACGCUGAUCGAUUCAAAUUCUCCUUGACAAAAAUGAAAUUCGCUUGUGGUUAUAUUCGAAUUUUGACCUGAAACGUGGAUAUUUAGCAUCAUGACAUUUCGUUUUGAAGAACCAUAGUAUCGAUAAUUUUUUUCCGGAAGAACUCAAGGCACGCCGAUGGCUCCUGCUACUAACAUCACAUCAACGGCUAUGAAUCAAAUGGAUUGCCGAGAGCCGACCAUGAAGCCAUUUGUCGCCCAGUCGUGCUUUCUCAUUUUCAUAGCCAUCAUAACACUUUUAGGAAACAUCUCAGUUUGCUUGACGGUAUUUCUCAAUAACAAUCUGCAUACUUUCACUAGCUACCUCGUCGCUUCACUGGCUUGUUCAGACUUAAUGGUUGCUACCCUCUCGCUACCAUUUCGGAUCCAUCAAACAAUUCAUAACACCCAGUGGUGCCUUAGUGAAUCUGCCUGCUUGUUUUGGAUUUGGGCAGACUUACUCUGUUGCUGUGCCUCGAUAGGAAAUCUAGCAUUGAUAAGCGUCGAUCGGUUUUUAGCCACCAAGUAUCCUCUGAGAUAUCACCAAAUAGUGACUUGUAGGACUUCUUGGUUGAUGUUAUCGUCUGUGUGGAUCUAUUCGAUAGUCGUGGCAUCCUCUGGUUUAACCAACUGGACUCCCCUUGCUGGGAAGCUCGUAGGCAUCAACAACGGCUGCUACAAGCCCGAUCCUUAUUAUUACACGUUUGCAGCAAUUGUUGGUUUUUUCGUUCCUCUCGUGGUGAUAAUGUGCGCUUACUGUUACAUUUUCAAGAUCGCCAUGGAACACUUCCGCGCCAUCUCGAGACUAACCGUUCCCGUUAUGCCUCAUGUGUCAAAUAGCAAUGAAAAUCAUCAAGCCUUGUACAAACAGCAACUUAAAGCCACGAAAACUCUAGCUAUAGUGGUUGGCGCCUUUGUUGUUUGCUGGUUACCAACUUUCAUAAUUCUGUUGGUCAAAACAUGGUGCCGGUCAUGUUUAAAUAGUCAACAGAAUCCUGAAUUGAGCGGUGUAUUUUUUGUUAUUAAUGUGGCAUUUGUCUAUACUCUGCCGAAUAUUAACUCCGCCAUCAAUCCUUUCAUCUACGUUGUUUUUAGUAAGGAUCUGAGACGGGCGUGUAUUAAGACUUUCAGAUCGCUUUAUCAAGAACUGUGUGAAAUAAGGACGGCGACAAGACAGUCGAAUUUUUAGUAAAGUUUACACUUAUAAGGUCUAUAUUUUUUUCA
Pocillopora verrucosa is the source of this 1365-nucleotide messenger RNA. RefSeq names its product alpha-1A adrenergic receptor-like. Gene Ontology annotation, cellular component: dendrite; plasma membrane. Gene Ontology annotation, biological process: chemical synaptic transmission; G protein-coupled receptor signaling pathway, coupled to cyclic nucleotide second messenger. Gene Ontology annotation, molecular function: neurotransmitter receptor activity; G protein-coupled serotonin receptor activity. NCBI's taxonomy places the organism in Eukaryota, Metazoa, Cnidaria, Anthozoa, Scleractinia, Pocilloporidae. The record is from RefSeq and is a predicted model, not a curated record.